CUACUCAAUCCAGCCCAUCAUUAAUUAAAGUGAUUAUUCAUGUGGUAGCUACAUUUUCUUGGAGCAGUGCUUUCCACUUUACCCAGGAUGACCAGUCCUCCCAGUAUCAAUUGUAGUUCAAGCAUAGAUGACAUCAGCAGAAGAGUGCAGGAUUUGGUAGAAAAGAUUAACGACAGCCGCACCAGUGACCAGAACGUGAUGGACAGCUUUCAGGAGAAGUUCACGGAGAAGGUGACACAGAUGUGCCAGCAGAUGAAGGAUCACAUGUACACGGUUUAUGAAGAGAACGGUAAUGAGAUGCAGGUGAAGCUGCAGGAGUUGUCAAAGGUGCUGGAGAGCUGCAGUAAGCUCAACAAGGAGCUCAUGGAAGCCAGCCGGGCGCUGGCAGGGCUCAGAGAGGGCCUGGCCAUCAGCCAGACAUCGGAGCCCUGACACACUAGUUAUUAUUCUGAUGUGCACACUGUU
Chelmon rostratus (copperband butterflyfish) is the source of this 465-nucleotide messenger RNA. It is a transcript of the gene syce2, whose product is annotated as synaptonemal complex central element protein 2. NCBI's taxonomy places the organism in Eukaryota, Metazoa, Chordata, Actinopteri, Chaetodontiformes, Chaetodontidae. Gene Ontology annotation, biological process: synaptonemal complex assembly. The transcript is spliced from 2 exons. The record is from RefSeq and is a predicted model, not a curated record. Gene Ontology annotation, cellular component: central element. Bases 88 to 432 code for a protein of 114 amino acids.